GUGUAGAAUCCUCGUCUCGUUAUGAGCUCGGGAAGUCGAAUCACACCUAUCCAAUCAAAAAUCACAUAUUUCUACUGGAAAUUUUUAGAAAAUUUCAUCAGGAAUUCUACCCUAAGUGACUAGACCCCAUGUAGACGAUGUUUCCGAUCCCAGGCUUAGGGGCAGUUACUGCCAUGGAGCGUGGCGAUCGUAACUCCCACAGUCCUGGCCCGAACGUCAACUACUUCGAUGGAGCUAAUCUCAUUGGCCACCCAUUCAGUUCUGCUGCAGCAUCGAUGGUGACUACUUCGCCCUUUUCCCCACUGGCGAACAUUCAUCCAAGCGCGUUUUCCAUGCUAGGGAGACCCCCGCUAUUCCCGGGAGCUGCACCGUUUGGAGGUCUAGGGACGUUGGAGGGAUUUGGACUGAGGUCACCAUUUGGCUCUGGACUCAGUCCGACGACAGGUGAGUCAUAUUAUGGAUUGGCUGGUCUUUAUGGUGGUGCUGACUGGUGGCGGCUAGCCUCUGAGCAUGCCCGUAGACUCGCGGCGGGCACAACGCCAGAAUUCUACAUUGGUGGAUUGGCACCAAGCUUAUCGCCGACAUUCGGAUUGCACACCGGCGAAGCCAGUCCGACAGGAUUCGAUGCCUUAUUACGCCAAUCUCAAAGUUCGUUGUUUGGGUUGACGCCGACACCAAUGCCCGUCUCAGAAGCAACGGCGUCCAAAGCCUCUGCCGGUUCAUCGAAAGAUACUGUCACCACGGUAACUGUGACGACUGCCAAAAGUUCGGCCAGCACGACAUUGACAAGCAGCCGCGCAUCGCCAGCGAGUGUGAGUUCGCAUGGAACGAGUAUAACGACGGAGGCGAUUGGUCGGAGUUCAGCGAAACCUCGGAAGAAGAGUCACAAUCACGGGAUUCCCACAUCAGUUAUUACGAGCAUUCCUAAGAUGGCCGAGUCGUCAGUUUCUAAGGAGCGAAAGGAGCACAAGAAGGGUUCGAAGAUGCCAACAAUGGAAGCAUUGUCAGACAGCGAUUUGGACGUGAGUUCAGGCAGCCUUAGUAUGGACACGCCCAGUGAGCUCAGUAGUGACGAGGAAGGAGAAAAGGACAAACAGUCUCAGCACAGGAAGGAUCUCAAACGAAAAUCGGAUAGUCAACAUUCGAACACACCGCCCGAAAAACGCCAUAUGACCUCAAUCACCUCAAAACAAUCAGUCAAAGACACCGCCAUAAAAAAUCGUGAACUUUUAAUGAAUUCGCCAUUAAGUAUAACAGACUGUAUCGCUAGGCAACAUAAGAUACAGCAGAUGGCGCACUUGGACCAUCCGAAACCUUCGCCGUCGCCAUCUCCUGUCACUAGCUCUGCGCCCCUAGAUCUCAGUAAGAAGGAUACAUCUGCAUUUAGCGUUCCGGCACAUCUUAUGCUGGGGAAACAACCGAGGAAACAAUCACGAAAGCAGCCGAAGUUUUUGCAGCAGCAGCAGGUUAUGACGGAAAAGGAACGAAUGGACCACAAAAAGCGUCAAGAACUAUUAAAGCUAGAACUAGAAGCUCAACUAAAACAACAACAGCUGGAAUUAAAAAUGGCUAAGAAGGCCGUGGCAGAGCGGGAAAAACAUCGGUUGUCACAACAGAACGCUUUCAAGUCGCACAAGGGGAAGCCGGGACUGACGAGUAGCUCACCUAGUCUCAGCCAAUCGUCUCGUUCGAGUAAAACGUCACAUUCGUCAAUUGCGCGAAUGAAGCCGGAGCCUGGAGAGGGUGCGAGUGGGAUGAGUGAUGAUGAUAGCUUGGCCUCUGGUUCAGAUAGUGACAGUGACAGUAGCAGUAGUAGUGGUUCCAGUUCAGGAUCAGCAUCUGAGGGAGAAUCGGGCAGCGUAGGCAGGCAAACGACAGGUGAUGAAAACGGUAUGGUGGCAGAUCAACACAAAAAGAGACGGAAGCCGCGUCCAGUCGUUGAUGAAACCGAUAUUCGUAUACCGUUGGAGCACGGCUGGCGCCGAGAGACCCGGAUUCGCACAAUGAGUAGUCGGGGGAUAGUUGGUGAUGUCAUUUAUUAUGCUCCUUGUGGGAAGAGGUUGAAGACUUACCCUGAAGUUACAAAGUAUCUUGAGAAGAAUGCCAUCACAGACCUGUCUCGCGUCAACUUUUCGUUCAGUCCAAAAAUAAGUGUUGGUGAUUUCCUGGAACAACGCCACGGGGGUGGAGGGCAAGGAGACAACGGAUUUGUACUGCUCACUGAAGAAGAAGUCCUGGAACGUAUGAUGCUGACGAAAAUGAAAAAACUCCAUCAGAUGGGCAAGAUGAAGAAGAAGGAGAAGAAAAAGAAUUCCGAGGAUCUCGCGAAACAGGCUGCCGAUCAUAAGCUGAAGAAAAAGUUAGAGCAGCAAGAGAUGUCCCGUAAGUCAAGCGAAAUGAAAUUAAAGAGCAAACAUGAAAAACGGCAGCAAGUCGAAGCUCAUAAGCGAGCAAAAGAAAUGAGAGCAAACGAACGUAAGAAAGCCAAGGAACAGGAACGUCUGCUGCGGCACCAGGAGAAGAUGCAGCGCCAGGAACAUAUCCGUAUCGAGCGGGAGGUUCGGGCACAACAACUCCUUGAGGAGCGUCGUCGAAGGAAGGAAGAGUCGCAGAAUAUGAAAGUUGCCGAAAUGGUGAGAAAGGCAAAGGAACGUGAGAUGAAGCGACAGCAAGCGGUUAUCCUCAAAGAACAGGCUGCACAACAAGAACGCGAGCAGCGCAGACGUAUGCUGGUUAUGGCGAGUAUGGAACGAGAAAGGCGGCGGCAGCACAUGUUGUUGGUGAAGGCCUUAGAGGCGAGGAAACGACAGGAGGAGAGAGAACGAAUGAGAGAAGAGAAGAAUAAUGAGAAGAGGAUUAAUAGGCAGAGGAAAUUUGAACAGCGUCAGUAUGAGAUGCAGGUUGCCAGGGAGAUGAAGAAACCAAUAGAGGACAUGCAGCUGGCUGAUCAUAAGCCAGUGCCGGAGUUGAAGCGGAUCAAGGGCGUUAAACUGGCAGGGGAGGCGCUCGCUGAUGCCAUGAUGGUCAUAGAGUUCUUGAAUAACUUUGGAAUUGCACUUGGUUUCGACCUGGACUCGCUACCUUCGCUCAAUACCCUCCAACUGGCCCUCCUAAAUGACGAUGAGUACAUUGAUGAGUAUCUCUCGCUUAUCACCCACCUACUCAAGUUUGCACUGGAGGAUCCUGGGGUGCCAAACCCUAAGGAUGCCUUAACACAACUAGGUCACAAGAUCAUGGACAUGGAGAUUAACGACGACAAUCUUUCAGAGAUUCUCAGGAUAUUUAUUCAGGCUCGAAACGGCAAACCAGACGACCUGUCGAAUCUGCUUCUCAAACGACCAUUGACCUCGCUGAAUUCGACUCAAAAGGCAGCAUGUUUAGCCUUUGUCUGCAACGAGUUGCUGUGUAGUAAAAACAUUGUCAGUGAGAUAGACAAGAACAUUGACACUAUGACCACCCUACGGAGAGAUAAAUGGGUUGUGGAAGGCAAAGUUAGAAAGUUACGCAUACUUCAAGCCAGGAAAUUUAACCGUCCAAUCCCAGCCAAACAGUUGGCAGACGACAGCUCCAUGGGUUGUCAAGACAGCUCGCUCCUCGGGUUGAAUAACGCGUCAAUCUCGAGCAAGCGGGGCAGCGAUGAUGAAGACGACGAUAAGGAUAGCGAUGACAGCGACGCGGGGAGCGAGAUUACCGGUACCGAUGCGGAUGACGAGGAUGAGCCAGCCACGAUUGAGGAGCUCGAGAAAAGGUUGGAGAAGUUGAGUAAGCAACAUUCCCAGUUCAGAGAUAAAGUGUUCUGUGCGUCGCACAAACUCCGAGCAAUGGCAUUUGGACAGGAUCGAUACCAUCGAAGAUACUGGGUGCUGCCAUUUGCCGGAGGAAUUUACGUCGAAGGUCUCGAAUCGGCCGAACCGGAACUCAUGACAAAAGUUGAGAGAAAGACUGUGUCGAAUUGCGAUGAGGCAUUUUUGGGGAAAUCGGGAUGUGAACUCAUAAAAUCUGAUGAAAAAGAUCUGAAUUUGAGUGCAGGUUUAAAAAGUCAGGAAAUUGCAGAUAAAAUGUGUGAAAGUAAUAUUGAUUCUGUAGAUUCAAAGGAGAGUGAUUUUGCGACUGUUUUGCAGAACAUGAUGUGUGUCAAAAAGAAGGAUUCUGAUGUGAAAGCAGAUGAUCAGGGGCCCCACAAAGGGGAAGCAUUGGGGACCACGAUGGGGGAAAUCAAACGUGAAAUUGCUGAUAUUGAUGGUGCCGUAAAAGAGGAGAAAAUGGAGGUCGAUGGCAUGGAGAAGAUCUCCGUUAAAAUGGAGGUUGAUGUUCAAAAAGACACCGUCGAGGCAGAGAACAAAAUGGAUGUAGAUUGUGUGAAAACGGAAUUAAAUUCUGUGAAAAUGGAGAACGGUGACAUUGUAGAGGAGUGUGUCAAAUCAAAAGCAAUAAAGAUGGAAACUGAGAUUAAUGACCUUGAUGUCAAGGUCAAAGAUGAAAAUGGCAAGGUCGAGGACAGUGUCAAAGUCAAAGAGGAGAAUUCUGAUGUAAAAGAGGAAAAGGUCGAGGUAAAACAGGAAGAUUGUGAACCAUCACUAGUCAAUGGAAUAGGUACGCCGCCUGUGAACUCAUUAUUUCAACGACCUAACUCAGCAUCGAAUCUCAGUGACUUGGCACGGAAAUCUGAGAGCCCCUACCAGCGUACGCCAAAGAAAUCCGACAUUUUUAACAACUCAGCUAUAAAAACUGGUGCUUCUACAGAAAGUUCUCCCGGGUUCAUGAGCAUUGACUCUAUUCUUAAGAAGGAGGACCCGGGGCCUCACUAUAACAACAGCUGCUCACCGUUCCUCCCGUUUCCACCCUCCGGGCCGCUCUCCGCCGAACAAAUGCUGAAAAAUCUCUCAGAGCGCCAAGGUCAGAAACCGUGGUUCAGUAUCCUUCCCAGAAUGCCUUGUGAUGAGUCGACGCUAACGCGAACUCCAAGUAACCUGUCUCAGAUGUCGAACUCUCAAAUGUCAAAUUCUCCGUCACCGUCUCCCUCGCCAUUCUUUCUUCCGGUACCAUACUCCGCAUUCCAAGUUCACAACCCCAUGUUCGCGUCUUAUCCAAUGGGACAAUUACAGUACUCGCCAUUUAACUUUAGUCUCCCGGGCGGUGGGUAUCAACCAAUGAAAACCUCAGGAAUGAUGAACGGAGAGGAGGGUACGCCUCCUCACUCGAGUUUUAAUCGUUCCUAUGAAACCUCGACCCCAAAUACCUCCAGUGUGGACCCUGAACGACUGUCUGCGCCGAAGCCAAUCCCUAUUGAGAAACAGCGUGGUUGGUGGAGAAUCACAAACGCCGAAGAACUUCGCGCAUUGAUCCGAAGUCUGCAUUCCCGCGGCAUAUGUGAAAAACUCCUGCAGAAGACGCUCCAGAAAUAUGCGGACUACGCUUGCGAGUCUUGUACCAACGGCAACAAUGAGGCAUUGGUGAUGGAGGAGACGCCAUUGGACGAGAAAUUAACCAAUCCCGAUACAGGUGCACCAGAUCCCGAUGACCCCGAUAGCUACCUCAAGAGCGCCCUCUAUGAAAUGAAUAUGAAUGUAUUGGAUGAAGUGGAAAACAUGGAGGAAAGAGUGUAUGGUGCAAGUCUUCAGAUAAAGGGCUGGAAAAUUCCUCAACACAGUUCAGACUCGGAACAGGAAAAAGACUGUAAAGAGAAAGAUGUAAAGGAUAAGGAUGGGAAAGAAAAAGAUGCAAAAGAAAAGAAAGAAGGAAAAAUGGAAAAAAAGAAGGAAAUUGAUGGAAGAACGAAGGAGGGGCGAGCGGAAAAGAAGGAGAAAAAGAAAGAAAAAGAUGCCGAAUCCAAAGAAAAGGAACCAAAACCGGAAAAAUCCAAAGCGGAAAAGGAGGCAGAAAAACUAGCCAAGGCCGAAAAGGAGGCAAGAAAAGCUGCAAGGUUGGAGGAACGGAAACUCCAUGCCCUAGAAAGUGCCAAGUAUCGCCUGUUGACUUUGGAGAAGAAUAUUGAACGCCGCUACCUCAAGCCUCCGCUAAAUAAAAGACUUAGGAUGAAAAGUUUACAGCUCAACAUUCCUGCCGUGGUGAGUCCGGACCCAAAGACGGGCAAACCAGAAAAAGAGGAUGAAACCCAAGUGUCCCAGGGCCUCCUGACCUGGCGUCGGGCAGUUGAAACGGCUCAUUCUGCGGCUCAGCUACACAUGUGUUUGGUGCAUCUCAAUAAUUGUAUAGCGUGGGAGAAGUCUAUAAUGAAAGUGAUCUGUCAAAUUUGUAUGAAGGAUGACAACGAAGCUCAGUUGUUACUGUGUGAUGGUUGCGACAAGGGAUAUCAUACAUACUGUUUCAAGCCCAAAAUGGACAACAUCCCAGACGGAGAAUGGUAUUGUUUUGAGUGUGUCACCAAGGCAACGGGCUGUCCUCAUUGUGUCGUCUGUGGGAAGAAGGGUGGACGUCUGGCUGAGUGUGAUCACUGCCCGAGAUGUUUUCAUAUCGACUGUCUCAUUCCUCCUCUACCCAGGGUUCCGAGAAAAUGGUCUUGCAUCACCUGCGUAGCAACGAAGGGCAAAGCAAAGCGCCGUAGAAAGAGCACGGCAACGCCGAAAGACGCAAAGGAAAAGCCCGACACGCCCAAGGGAAAAGGUGCAAAGGAUAAGGACAAUAAGAAGGAGGAGAAGGAGACAGUUGCGAUGGUAACGGACAAUGGUGCUGCCGAGAAGGAGAAAAAGGACCGGGAACCAGUCAGUGCGCUCGAUGAGAGUUCGGAAGAUAUGGGACCGUGCAAGUCGAUAAUGCCCGAGCUGCAAGCUCACGACAAAGCGUGGCCGUUCCUGAAGGCGGUCAACUCCAAACAGUUCCCCCAGUAUAAGAAGAUAAUCCGCCGCCCCAUGGACUUUGGUACCAUGGAGAAAAAACUCAGGGAUAAUGUAUAUAAAUGUCAAGCAGACUUUGCAAACGACACGCGCCAAGUUUUCAAUAAUUGCGAGACGUUCAACGAAGAUGAUUCCGAUGUCGGCAUAGCCGGGCACACGAUGAGGAAGUUCUUUGAACAGAAGUGGACCACUCUGCUCCAGGCUAUGCCUAAGGUCAAAAAAGACAAAAAUGAUGCUGCAGAAAAAGAAAUGGAGGAUAAAUAGGAUGUUGGUCACAGAGAAUUGAGAAUUUGGACAUUUUUAUACAUUCAGAAGUUAGCAAAUUUGGCCAUAUUUUACUUUUUGUCAGUAAAAAUACAAAAAUGCAAGUUCAAGACUCAAGAUUUUCUUUGUGUUAUACUUUGGGAUAUCAUAACAUCGGAUACUCACUGAGUUUCCCAGUUCACAAUUUACAGCUGGCGUCCGUAUAGAAAUAACCUUGGAGAUGAUUUUGCUCUCAGAAACACUGCAGGCUGUUAGGUUGGCAUGGUUUGACAUGUGGUUCACGCCAGGCCUACUUGUUGUACCGGGUUGUCACACUAGUGUCAUCUAGGGGAGCCACUGGUUUGAAAUGUACAUCAUGGGACCAUUGCCAUGUAUAAGUGGAACAGGUAAAAACAAAUUCUGGCUAAAAGCCUGUUUCUUAUCGGGCCAAUGUCGCUUUAGGGGCUGCAGUUGCCAUAAUGGGCAUUUGUAAAAAAGUUCCUAUAAUUUCGUAUGAUAAUGAUAAGAAAGAUUGGAGCAGACAACUUCAUAACGUCUACAUUGAAAUAAAUGUGCUAUUACCUCCAUCUGCCAGUAUAAAGAAAGCUUUUAAUCCUGCAUUUCUCAACCAUGUGCUUGAAGACCGGCUCAAUGCUGCCUUAUCUUAACUGACGAUUGCCUGGUUAUAUAAGGCAAGUUCUGUCAAUCAUUCUUGGCGCCAUCUCCUUUAGUUGAGUCCAUUUGACCAUGGAGUAAUAAAUAAUUAUACAUUACAUACAUAUAAAUUAUUUAUACCUCCAUGAUUUGACCUAUGCCAAUUUUAAGUUGCAUAUCCAAAUAAAAAUAGGCUUUUGGUAUUAAAAGGAAAAGAAAACUGAUGAUUGCAAUAUUUUGGCCUGUAACAAUUUACGCCUACAUUGUACCAGUAAAAAUUAUUUGUUGUGCGAUUAGUUGUUUUAUAUAAAACAUAUACAGACAGAGUUCCAAAACGAUUCUGAGAUAUUCUGUGUCCGUGGCCCUACCCCGACAGGUUUUAAGAUUUCCAUUUUUGUGGUCGCGUUUUUAUAGUUCAGACCUAGAGGAUUAUGGCUAGAAGAAUAUAAUGUCCUUUUGGUAAAAUGUUGUGAAUAUAGAUUCCAUGUAAAUGAGGUAAUUAAUGAAACGGAUAUUCGUUUUCAUUGCGAUAAUAAUGUCAUAAAAAUGGUCAUUUGAGAAUUAUGUUAAGUUACUCAAAUUUUGUGGAUUUUUUCUUUGAAGGAAUGACUGAGGGUUUUUAGAAUGUUGUUGGAAACUGAGUAUUCUACUGAGAGAGUAUUGUACUGUGUAUAGAAUGGUUUUGAAAAGUUACUUUGUAGGUAGAGGAAUUAUGAGGCAGAAAGUGCUAAUUGGGAUUAAAAAUAAUUAGUAAUUAAAUUUUUUAGGCAGAAGAACAACACAUGGUUGUAAAUUCCUUUCCUUAACUGACACUUUUUGCCUCCAAUCCCUGUGGUUGUAGAAAACUGCAUUGGUGAGGAUAUUUUUUCAAGCAAAUAAAUGUGGAUCCGCUUGAAUUGAAGAUAUGAUAUCACAAGAUGUUGGUGAUCAGCCAGAAUGUACAGAAGUUAACCAGGGGGGCUCAAUACCUAAAGCAGGGAUUUGCAGUGGCCUUGGGAGGGAUAUCACCUUUUUUCUGUUAACCAAUAGCACAAGUAACUUUCAUAAUAUUUGUAACAUUCGUUUAAAAGUCUUGCUUUUAAAAAAUGGUGCUGAAUGAGACAUUAAACAAUAUGUCCUGUCAUAUCUUAUUAGCAAUAAUCCUGAAAUCAUGGUUUUCGAUAAUUGGACUUUUGAUAAAUUACUGGUGGUGGCGCUGCAACGCUGGGACUUUUUCAAGGCAUAUUCACAUUACGUAUGCACAACAACCAACCAGUUGAAAACAGCACUAACUGAUGUGGCAGGCAACUCAAACCAUUACGGUUAGUCACUGUGUCUAUGUCCUAUUUUCGAUAUCCCGCAAUAAUUUUUUGUACCAGAUUGGCAGCGCCUCCUGGUGCCAGUAGUGGGUUCAAUGUGCCACCUUGCAAUUCAAUCAGAUGAUGUCCAUUUGCUGCCUAUAUUCGUGUAGUAUCCAGGAUGUGAAAGCUUAUCACUAUUGCAACAUCUUUAAGUUGAAGUUCCAGUUCUUUUUAUGAAAACAUUAGUCAACCGAUUUCAGUUGUUGGAUUUCAUCCAACACCAGGCCUUCAAAACGUUGUAUCGACCAAGGCCAAUUAGGUGAGUGGGGCCAACAAAAAAUGCUUUGGACAUAGGCAUAUUUGGAACCAAAGCAGAGAUGCACAGCGUUCCAACAAUGUUCUGGUAAAUUUGCAAAAGCCUUUGGAUUUUAAUGUCGUAUUUCAAGGUCCUUGAAUUAUAAAACUGAUUUGACAGAUAAUUAGCAAACCUGUUGAAUGUCGCGAACCGGUAUUCUGAAUUAAAAGCCCGCUGUCCAAUUGAAAAUGGUCCUCGGCUCUUGUAAUUGAAUCAUCAUACAUUACAAUAUAUUAUUCAAUUUCUGCAUUUAAUCGACAAACAUUUACACUUAGUUAUUGUAUCUUCAGCUGUGCAUUUUUUAGAUUUAUAUACAAAGCAUUCUAGGAAAUGCUAAUAUGUAGUUAUUUAAGGGGCGCUGUAUAAUUAAUUUAUUGUUGUCUAAUGUUGAAUGGAUUUUUAACGCCCAGAAACAUGUAACCCCGCAAUCAGAGCAUUCCUUUGUUAUUCCAAGCAAACUGAGCAGUUGUUGUGCAAGUGAAAAGAACAGUUGUUGUGCAGGUGCACAGAACAACUGUUGUGCAAGCAUACAGAACAAUUGUGGUAAGCAUACAGAUGAUAGUCAGGCUAUAUAAAACGAAUGUUGUGCAAGCUAUAGAACAAUUGUCAUUCAUGCAUACAGAACAGUUGUUGUGGAAGCGUACAGAACAAUUAUUGCGCAGGCCUACAGAACAGUUGUGGUGCAGGCCUACAGAACAAUUAUUGCGCAGGCCUACAGAAGAGCUGUUGUGUAAGCCAACAGAGCAAUGUUGUGCAAGCGUACAGAACAAUUGUUGUGAAUCUUGUUUUUUUGUGUAAGUGUAGAUAGGAUCUGUGUACAUACUAUUUCGGUAGUUAUAUUUUCUCCUGUAAAUGUUGAUGUCAAAUAAAGGGUGCCCAAGUCAGUGAAA
Messenger RNA from Lineus longissimus, 10276 nucleotides. RefSeq names its product bromodomain adjacent to zinc finger domain protein 2B-like. Gene Ontology annotation, molecular function: DNA binding; protein binding. The record is from RefSeq and is a predicted model, not a curated record. Bases 138 to 7118 code for a protein of 2326 amino acids. NCBI's taxonomy places the organism in Eukaryota, Metazoa, Nemertea, Pilidiophora, Heteronemertea, Lineidae. The transcript has 35 exons. Gene Ontology annotation, cellular component: chromatin.